Desarmillaria tabescens is the source of this 922-nucleotide messenger RNA. RefSeq lists its product as uncharacterized. Gene Ontology annotation, biological process: mitochondrial translation. Lineage: Eukaryota; Fungi; Basidiomycota; Agaricomycetes; Agaricales; Physalacriaceae. The transcript has 2 exons. Gene Ontology annotation, molecular function: structural constituent of ribosome. The record is from RefSeq and is a predicted model, not a curated record. The coding region runs from base 44 to 607 and encodes 187 amino acids.
UAGGCGUGGGAAUUACUAAGAUUUUUCAGUUCAUAGCGCGAACAUGUCGAUAUCGGUGCUGGCGUCCAGUAGGCGAGCAGGCAUCUCACCGUUCGUCAAGAGAUAUGUCCGUGGCUACGCUCGAAAACCAGAAGAAACCAGCGAUCCCAAAAAGGAGGCUAUUCGUCGAGCCAUGUACCCUUCCAACCUCCGAAACCGCGCUACGCCAACUGGAGGAUGGCGACGUGAUGUUGGACGGGCACUACAACAUGCUAUACCGUCUGUGCCGGCUCACGAAACCAUCGAGCGAGCAUGGCUGCUGCAUAAGAGGCACGUUAGGAAACAGAGGGACGCAGAGCUAGCUAGGAAGUUCGAGUGCAUGAAGCAGGCGAUGGAAGAGCUGGCAGAAAUCGACCCCCAUCUUUAUUAUGAAGCGAACAAGACUGAGGAUCUAAGGGAGAGGAGUCGCGCAGAGGCCGAGGUGGCGAUUGGCAUGAAGGCUUCAGAGUUGAAGGCCCUGGACGCGAGGAUUCAUGGACUAUUUCCUCGCGAGAUGCGAAUACCGACGGACACACCGUCGCGUAAUGGCUGGAACUAUGAGUGGAAGCCUUUCCCUCGGCCACUUUAGGGAAGUGUCAUGUUAUACAUUGGCGAGGUUUAGGAGCGAAAAGUUUGCUAGAAAGUACAGAACGGAAGAGUCACUAGACACAGAAUCACCAUCGAUCAUCUCGAAUAGUCAUUGGAUCAGGUCCCAGGUCACCUCUACUACCUGUGCUAGUCUUCCCUAUGACAGCGUUGUGUACCGACUCGAUGGUCUCCGUCCACUGUUUCAGGGCCGUGUAACGCUUCUUCUCUAGACUUUGCCUGUGAGAACAAUGACGUUCAGCCGGGAAUACGAUUAAUACUGGUCAGCGUCCUUACUUUCGGUCCAAUUCGAGUCGCA